Saccharomycopsis crataegensis is the source of this 312-nucleotide messenger RNA. The record is from RefSeq and is a predicted model, not a curated record. NCBI's taxonomy places the organism in Eukaryota, Fungi, Ascomycota, Saccharomycetes, Ascoideales, Saccharomycopsidaceae.
AUGAUUGUACCAGCUUUUGGUAUUAUUUCUCAUAUUUUAAGUACAUACUCUAAAAAACCAGUAUUCGGUGCACAAUCAAUGAUUUAUGCUAUGGCAACUACUAUUUAUGGAGGUUCUAUUAGAUUAGCUACUCCUAUGUUAUAUGCUAUUGCAUUCUUAUUCUUAUUCACAAUGGGAGGAUUAACAGGAGUUAUGUUAAGUAAUGCUAGUUUAGAUGUAGCAUUCCAUGAUACUUAUUACGUAGUAGGACAUUUCCAUUAUGUAUUAUCUAUGGGAGCUGUAUUCUCUAUCUUAGCAGGAUACUACUACUGA